GAGAUAAAUGUUACACUAAGGUUGACUAAAAAAAGAUAAAAACACCACAACCAGAAAAGAAUGACUUGUUCAUCCAAUGUCAUGCUGGAGUUUGUCUGUUUCUUUCUCUUUUUCUCUUUCUUAUUCUUUUUGUCUCUUUCCUUUCUGGGAUUCUCUCUACUUCUCUCAAACACAGACAUAACGACAUUUUACGUGCAUGCAAACGUAUUUUUCGAGAGGCACAAACAUAAACUAGAAGGCUGGUCUAAGUGCCCAUCUUUCGUAAACACACAGAAAGCAACCUGUUUAUUCUUAUAUAUAAUAAUAGUUAGUCAUGCCGCUUUGCAAGUCUUGCUGUCGUCAGGACGUCGCGGGCAAAGAAUGUAAAAAUGGGAAGAAGAAAACUUAUAAGAUGAGUUCUGAAAUUACAAAGCUGAACAUCAUCACUUACCUUGUUCCUGAUGUAAAGGUGGAGGCAUUUCAGGUUUUUACCGAAUACCUUGAAGAUGUGGCUAACGUUCGCUGCAACUUGAUCUACGAAACCCGAUGGCAGUAUCCGACGAGCAAAAGAGACCUGUUUGAUCUAGGAGAUGUUGAUAUGGGCUUUAUCAGUGCUCCAGGAUUUCUCGAAAUGUUAGAGAGACCAAACUCAAUAGAGCUAUGUCCUGUUGCUCCUGUCUAUACUCACCCUCAUGGAAGAGGCCGACCUGUGAUUUUCUCCGAUGUUGUAGUACGAAACGAGCUUGGCGGCGACUAUAACGAGUUUGAGCGCCUGAAGGGACACAAGUUUACUUACUCUCAUCCAGAGUCUACGACUGGCUACUCUAUUAUGCUCUCUGAGCUGAAGAACCAUAACACAGACUCCAGCUUUUUUGCUGAUACGAUCCAAUCUGGGUCUCAUUUGAAUUCCCUACAUCUACUUCUGACGAAGAGGGCUGACGUUGCUACUAUUGAUUCCCGGUUCCUCACUGACUUUUUCAGCCAACAUCCUCACUACAAGAAAGAGCUCAAAGUGAUGACCACUCUUGGUCCCAUGCCGGUUAACCCGUUAGUAUUUAGGAAAACAUUACCUUCCGACGUGAAGAAAACCAUAACGAAAGCCUUGUUAGAAAUGCCUCAGAAUCCUACUUGGAACCAAAAACUUCAAAAUCUCCACAUUGAAAAUAUGAUAAGCAUUGAUUCGACUUUCUUCGAUAUGGAGAGGCUCUUACAAGAAAAAGUCAAAAAUAUACCAUUAGUGCCGACCUAUUAUUAAAGCAGCUUCCUCAUACCAUCUUUCUUUUUUUUUAUUUUUUCUAUAUUUUUUUCCUUUUUUUUUCCCCCCACAAUCUAUAUUUUUCCUGAAUCUUCUUCCAUGAGUAAUAACAAAAUUGCUUUAAUUUAUACAUACACACA
Octopus sinensis (East Asian common octopus) is the source of this 1374-nucleotide messenger RNA. RefSeq lists its product as uncharacterized. The record is from RefSeq and is a predicted model, not a curated record. Bases 314 to 1234 code for a protein of 306 amino acids. Lineage: Eukaryota; Metazoa; Mollusca; Cephalopoda; Octopoda; Octopodidae. The transcript has 6 exons.